Molecule: messenger RNA, 6325 nt
Organism: Parus major (Great Tit)
Lineage: Eukaryota; Metazoa; Chordata; Aves; Passeriformes; Paridae
Gene: SIDT1
Product: SID1 transmembrane family member 1
Exons: 26
Coding region: 280-2754 (824 amino acids)
Cellular component (GO): membrane
Source: RefSeq, a predicted model, not a curated record
ACAUAGAGGAGACCCUCCUCCCCUGGGUUGGCCAGCCCGCCGGCCAGCCUCCCUUCCCUUCCCCUCCCGUCCCCGCCCCGCCGGCCGGCGGAGGGUCCUUCCCCGGGGAAAGUUGCUCGGUGUCCCCCGGGCGAGGGGCGGGGGUGUGCGGCGCUGCCCCCGCCGCCUCUCGUCCGUGCUGCCGAGCUCUUUAUUUAAAUCGCAGAUAAAGCACCUCGCCUCCCACCCUGCCGGGGACACACAGUCCGGGCGCCCCGCGGGGUCGGCAGGAAGGAGCCCAUGGCCGGGAGGGCAGCCCCGGGCCCCGGGGCUCUGCUCUGCGCCCUGCUCUGGGCGGCAGCGGCGGCAGCGGGGGGCGGCCCCGGGGACAACCCCGCUCCCGGCGCCUUCGGCCGCGUCUACCGGGGCGCCGUGAACAUCAGCGCGGAGCGGGUCUACGCCUUCGCCUACCGCAGCGAGCCCGGGCAGGUAGAUGCAGUGCGGGUGUACGUGAACAGCAGCUCCGAGAACCUCCGAUACCCCGUCCUCUUUGUAGUUCGCCAGCAGAAGGGGGUGCUGUCAUGGCAGGUCCCACUGAUUUUUCGAGGCCUCUAUCAGAGGACCUACAAUUACCAAGAAGUGAGUCGGACCCUCUGUCCUGCUGAGCCAACACCUGAAACAAGACCCUCUGACCAGAUUAUAUUUGUGGACGUCGCUUCCAUGGCACCGUUCAAUAUUGCAUAUGAGCUCCUAGUCACCAGGCUGGAGAACUUCCAACUUGAGACCAACAAAGCCUUUAACUUCACUGCCAGCCCUUCCCAACCCCAGUAUUUUCUGUACAAAUUUCCUCAGGAUGUCGAUUCAGUCAUUAUUAAUGUGGUGUCUGAUGCAGCCUACCCAUGCUCAGUUGUCUCUGUCCAGGAUAUUGUGUGCCCAGUGUAUGACCUGGACCAUAACGUGGAGUUUAAUGGAGUUUAUCAGUCCAUGACAAAGCAGGCAGCCAUAACAGUGCAGAGAAAAGAUUUCCCAGGUGAGCAGUUCUUUGUUGUGUUUGUCAUCAAGCCAGAGGAUUAUGCCUGUGGGGGUUCUGUGCCUUCUUCAAUUCAUGGGAAUGUCAACCGUACCUGGAACCUGCAGCGGACAAAGAACCUUCAAGUGACGAUUGUGCCCUCCAUUAAAAAGUCUGUUUAUGUGCAGGCCAUGUUCUUCAGCUUCCUGGGUUUCCUCUCCUUUUACCUGGGCUCAGUGAUUGUUGCUUUUGUGCACUACAUUAGGGUUCAGAGGAAGGCUUCAGCUGGGAGGUUGAGCCCCGAGCAUGGAUCUGGGAUGAUGACUUCUUCACACCCCAUCUCAGCCAGCACUCCUGAGGGAAGCAGCUACGGUGCUAUUGACGAGUCCAGCUCCAGCGGCGGACGUCAGCUGUCCUCCCCGGAGCGCAGGCGCCCAGCUGGUUCGGACACAGACAGCUCCGUGGAGGAGGAGAGCGACUUCGACACCAUGCCAGAAAUUGAGAGUGAUAAGAACAUCAUCCGCACUAAGGUGUUCCUCUAUCUAUCAGACUUGUCCAGGAAAGACCGAAGGAUUGUGAGCAAAAAAUACAAAAUCUAUUUCUGGAACAUCAUCACCAUUGCGGUGUUCUAUGCCUUGCCCGUCAUCCAGCUCGUCAUCACUUACCAGACUGUGGUGAAUGUGACGGGCAAUCAGGACAUCUGCUACUACAACUUCCUGUGUGCUCACCCCCUUGGGGUGCUGAGUGCCUUCAACAACAUCCUCAGCAACGUGGGCCACAUGAUGCUGGGCUUUCUCUUCCUCCUCAUUGUGUUGCGCAGGGACAUCCUGCACCGUCGGGCCAUGGAGAUGAAAGAUAUCUACACCCUGGACUACGGGAUCCCAAAGCAUUUUGGUCUCUUCUAUGCUAUGGGCAUUGCUCUGAUGAUGGAAGGGGUGCUCAGUGCCUGUUACCACGUCUGCCCUAAUUACUCCAAUUUCCAGUUUGACACCUCCUUCAUGUACAUGAUCGCAGGACUGUGCAUGCUCAAGCUCUACCAGACCCGGCACCCAGACAUCAAUGCCAGCGCCUACUCCGCCUAUGCCUCGUUUGCUGUGGUGAUCUCCCUGGCUGUCCUUGGAGUGGUGUUUGGGAAAAAUGAUGUGUGGUUCUGGGUUAUCUUCUCAAUGAUCCACGUUUUGGCUUCACUGGCUCUCAGCACCCAGAUCUACUACAUGGGUCGCUUCAAGAUCGAGGGCCCUGACUCAGACGUGGGCAUAUUCCGGCGAGCAGUGAUGGUGCUGUACACGGACUGUAUCCAGCAGUGCAGCCGACCAAUGUACAUGGACAGGAUGGUGCUCCUCAUUGUUGGGAACCUGGUCAACUGGUCCUUUGCUAUCUUUGGGCUGGUGUAUCGGCCCAGAGACUUCGCCUCCUACAUACUGGGAAUCUUCAUCUGUAACCUGCUGCUGUAUCUGGCCUUCUACAUCAUCAUGAAGCUCCGCAGCUCUGAGAAGCUCCUGCCCAUCCCCAUGUUCUGCAUUGUGGCCACAGCAGUGGUGUGGGGAGCUGCCCUCUACUUCUUCUUCCAGACCCUCAGCAGCUGGGAGGAGACUCCAGCAGAGUCCCGGGAAAAGAACCGGCCAUGCAUCCUGCUGGGAUUCUUUGAUGACCACGAUGUCUGGCACUUCCUCUCCGCAGCUGCCUUGUUCUUCUCCUUUCUGGUCCUGCUGACCCUGGACGAUGACCUGGAUACGGUGCGCAGGGACAAGAUCCCAGUGUUCUGAAUCCCCAGGGACAGGGGUGCAGAGGUGUCCCAAACCGCUCAGCCAAAGGCACCGGGCCACUGGUGUCGGUGGAGAAUGAGCUUGCUUCCAUGGCCAGCAGCCCAGCGGGAGCAGGGGAACCGGAUCCCGCAGCAGGCAUGAAGGGGUGCUGUGGCAGCUGAGGCGGGACCAGGAGGGAAGACGAUGUUACUCCUUUCCUGCCGCAUCCUCUGGGGCAGGAUUGAUCCAGAGCCCAAGGCCAGAGCACUGCCCUCUGGCUCGUGGGUGCAGUGGGUGCUGGAGCCAGUGAGGGGGGAGGAAACAGGAGGGAGGCAUGUCAGAGACCUUUGCUUCCCUUCCUUCCUGCUGAUGGGCUCCACUUCCUCUCUGGUGAGCCGGCUUGAGAAGUGCCAUGCAAAUCUUCCUGCACAGGGAGGUAAUGCCUGCACCCUGCAGUCUGCUGCCCUCGGAGAGUCCCUUCAGCAGCACAGGGAGAGCAUUUGGUUCCUGUACUGCAGCAGCUGAGGGAGCAAAGGACUCCAAACUGAGGUGGCCGUAGGGCGACUGUGUUUUCUUUCUUCCUCUCUUUGUUGGAGAGGCUCCUUUGGCAGCUGGUGGGGAGCCGUGGUACCAAGGCUGCAGUGUUGGUGGGAGGUGGUGAACUAGAGCUGCCUGUGAGGGCUCUGCCAGACUCAGAGCCUCCUACAUUGCUCUCUUGCAGCCUCUCUGUCGCUCCUGUUGAACAGCCACUCCUCUGGCACCUCUGGUGCUGGCACUUGGCUGGUCUCUGUCACGGCACCACGCUGGCUCUCCUCGAGCGACCCUGAGAGAGACCGCACGGCAAAGCCACAGCCUUGUGUGGCAGCCCUUGGCUGCUGCUGUGUGCCUUGCCAAAGGGGCAGGCUGGAACAGGGAGGUUUUCCAGCAGCCUCAGAUUUUCUCCUCUCGUGAGCUUACCUUGGACGACCUUGGCAAAGCAGGUUCCCUUAUGGGCUGGGAGGGUGAAGGAGAUUUUGGGGCAGUUGGUGUUGAGCUCUUUAGCUAAAGAUGUGGAACAAAUUUCCUUCAACUUGUCUGAAUCUGAAAUGAGUUUUUUAAUGGCUUCUGCAUUCUUUCCAGUUUCUUAGUUAUUUAAAAAAACAAGAAUAAGGUGUGAAUUAUUGCAGGCCUUGCAUCUAAAAUGGGACCUGAUUUGCUAAUUUGCAAUUAAAAAGUGUUCUUUGAGGCCUGCUGUCCUUAUUCUUGUCUGCCUGAGCAUUUUUACUUUGGUGUAUGUGCAUGUAGCCAGUGAUGCAAAGGUUUCAUUCCACUUCUGCUUACUAAAGCAGGUGACUCUGGUGAUAUUUUACUCCAGGAGUCUGUAUCUCCUUGAAGAGUUUUGCACCAGCUGGUUUUUAUCUUUUUCUAAUUUGGAGUUUGUCAAGAUGGUGAAUAAAAUGGAUGUUCCUGGUUCCCUGUUCUGCAGGUUGAUCUGAGUUCUUGCUCCUGCUCUCAGCAGCAGCAGAGACAACAGUCAGGGCAGAGGGGUUCCAGUGGUGUCACAUGGCUGCUGCCAUCCUUGGGACUGUCACAGGCAUUUCCAGAGCAUAGGUGUGGAUGACUUGCUUGUUCUCUUAACCAAAUUGCCUUUGUGAGGCUACAUAUAGAACAGACACUCUUGUUUGUCACUGUAGUCCCUUGGGCAGGGUGAGGAGAGGGCUGGAUAAAGAAUGACACAAGAGGCUGCCAAUCUCUGUCUUCCUCAGCAGAGCUGUGCUGCUCUGGAGGGUGUUGGGGUAACUGUGCCAGACUGAAGGAGGACCUCUGUGCCCCCAAACGUGUCCAUUUCUGGGGAGACAUUUUUUAUAAAUUAUACUUUCUCCCUGCGUUUUCAUAAUCUGUAGCCUCAGACCUUGUUCCAUGCUUGUAUUUGUUUCUAGACAGGAAGCUGGUUAACCUCUCUAAAUUGAAAUGUGAGGGAAAAAUAAUGUUGAGCAGCAGUUGGAAGGCUCGACGUAGGAGGUAGAACAGCAUAUGGGCUGGCUGGGCUGAGCAGAGAUGAGCACAGCAUGGAAUGCUAAGGUGGUAGCAGGGAGGGAGAGGGAGGCUGGAGAACAGCACAGAAAGAACAGAAAACCAUGACAGAAUUCAAUUAAAUACGAGGAAAGGCACCUCAAGCCUGAGAUGAGAGGAAGGGUUGGAAUCAUCUCCCUGCUGCUUUUGUGCUUCCAGCUUGCUGCAUCAAUUUUUAAAAUUUCCUCUUAGCUUUACCCUGCCUGCUGGGCUCUGUGCUUCAGCUCUCCCACCCAGUGGCUGCCUGACCCCUUGAUGGCUGUGGCUGCUGGGGGGGUCUGGCUGGGCACAACUCCUGAAAGGGAAAUAAACAGUGCCAUAGGCAGGGACCUACCAGAUUAAAUUGCUCAAACCCCCAUCCAACCAGGCCUUUCUAAAGAUGGUGCAUCCACCACCUGUCUGGACAAUCUGUUCUAGUGUUUUACCACUCUCAUCGUAAAAUACUUCUUUCUUACAUUCCAUACAUUCCCUAUUUUCUCAGGAAAUGUAGGUAAAGUUGGUCUGCCCACUACAACUGAAGGGAGAAGGAAAGCGCUUCUGUACAAUACUAAUGUCCCCUCACAAGUCAGGAAAAGUACCAGAGUAAUGUGAGCUGUUACAACUCCCCCUGGAGCCUCUGGACUGGCAGAACAGCCAGGGCAGGGGAAAUGCACUGCAGUGUGGAAGAGGAAGGCAACUCCCUCAUGUCCUGUUUCCCCUCCCUUCUGCUGUGACUGAACUGUAGUUGUCACUGAAGGAACAAAAGCCCCACUGUCUUAAUACUCAAUUUCAGCCUUUUUUAAAUUAAGACCUUCCCUAAAGGCAACUUCCAUGCUGCAACUAUUUUGAGGUUUACAAGCCAGGUUUUUUUGGAGCGCAUGAAUUGUUUCCUAGUAAUUCUGUCAGCUUCAGUAUUGUGCAGUCUCCCAAAAAAGCCUUUACUUACCUUGCAGGUAAGAGUGUCCUGCUCUCAUCCAAACUGCAUCCUUUAGCUUCAAACUCUGACAAAACUGUCUUAGAUCACUUCCAAACCAAUGCAAGGGGACUUUCAUUUUAUAAAAUGAAGUUGUAUCUCAACAGUGAUUGCUGCCACUGGGGCAGGGACAGCACCUGCCAUGUAUUUUUUAGAUACUACACAAUCAGUAUUUAUUUCUUCUGAAUUUUGUAGUUUUUUAUCUCCAACUAAUAUGGUGCAUUCUCUGGUAUAUGCAGAGAAUGUACUGCAGUGGAAAACUCUGACUGUAAAUUCCCAGUCUCGAAGCACAGCUUUUAUUUUUACCUCUACUUAAGAGUGAAUGGCAUAGCUUUCUGUGGGAAAAGAAGCUGUACCAACAAGAACACAAUAUUUAAAGAGUAUUUUUCUCCUUUUUUUUUAAUAAAAUACUAUGAUGUUCAUAUCUAUACAAAUAAUUAUUACAACUAUUAAACAAAGUAUUACAUUUAACAGUAGAAAUCUCAGAACUCUGAACAAGAUCAUGGUUUGGGAUAUUUACACCUGAAUGCAACACAUUUGUAAAAAGAUGUCAAAAUAAACAGAGCAAGAUCUUAUUUACAAUUGGAA